AUACAUAAUACACGAGUCGCGCGCCCUGAUGAAGAAUUUUGAGUGCACUGCUGGUUGAAGUUGAAUGUAAACAAAGGCGACUAACCAGUCUAAACUUCGUAAUAUUUUCUCUACCCAGCUAAAGUAGGUCGUGACAUAAAAGGAAAAACAGACCUUACUAAACGUAAACUUAAGAUGGAUAUACAAGCGCUUCGAACCUUGUCGGCUAAACUUGGCAUUACUGAUCAAAAAGUUGUCAGGAAAGCAGAGGAAUUGCUGCGAUUAUUAGCUGUUCAAGGUGGUGCAGGAUCAGCAUUCAGUAUGUCCUCCAAAACAGUUAUUUGCCUGGAUAUUGCAGCUGCAAAAGCAGGUGCUUUAGUUGACAAGAAUAUGGCUAUAAAACUUUCGGGCAUGAACAGAUCUCAGUAUGUUUCAACUAGUCAGACUGUGAGCCACUUAUUGAAGAUAUCCCCUGGUGUGUGCAUAUCUGACCUAUGCGUUACACAUUCUGCCACAAAUGCUAGAGACUUUGCGUAUCAGAUAAUUAAAGAAUAUGAAAAAGAUUUACGGAAUAAAGCUGAAGUUGAUAUAACAUUGCCUGUGUUUCAGACUGCUGCAGUUGUUGCAGCAUGUGGGGUGAUGAAAAUUAAGGUAGACAAACGAAAACUGUAUGAGUCAAGCUGUAGUAAAAGAGCUUUAUAUACAAAAGUGGUGGAGGCUAUGACCAAAGUAGCAGAGAGAUUACGCUCGACAAAGUCUGUUAAACCUGGUGACAAGCGUUCGAAGACAUUAGUCGAGCUGGUAGAAGAUCAUAUGCAAGACAGUUCAGCCCCAAAGAAAAGUAAGAGUGAUGACAAAGACAAAGAAAAUAGUGAGGAUGAACAAGAUACAGAUUUUGAAGCAUGGAAGAAAAAGAUACUAGACUCUGCAGCUGCCUCUAAACAAUGAGAAUAUAAAUUUCGAGUUUUAACCAAAAAUUUUGUUAUUAUUCUUUAAAUAUUAGUUAGCAUAACAUCAUAAAACUCAUUUGAUGUAGAGUCUUGUGUCAAAGUUUAAACAAGAUUAAGUAUACGUAGCCUAUUUAGAGCUGUUAUUUGGUAUUGAAUAGACAGUGACAAUUGCUGUUGCAAUAUGCAAGCUGAAGCACUUUGUAAUUUCAGGACAAUGAGGAUUAACCAUCAAUUUGUAGUUGUGAAUUCCUGUCAUUGAUUUUAUUGGUAGUUUUGCUUCAGUUUGAAUGACUGGUUCCCAGUUGACCUUUUAAUAUUUUUCAAUAAUUUUGUCGAGCUGACUUUUUAUGACUGAGUAAGUUUCUUACAAAGCAAACAAAACUAACUUGCAUUUGCUAAGAUGUCAUAAGAGAAAAAUCUUUGAGAGGAAUUUCACAGUUGUGUUAAUUUCAAAAGCCGGCACAACAAUUUAUGCAGGGUACUCAAAGCUCUACAAGUCUACACUUUGUAACUUAUCACUGUAGUAGUGUUACAUCAGUGUAACUAUGGAAAUAUUCUUAAAUAUGCAUUUAUUAAAAACAAUUGUGGUUAAUAUAUUGUAACCAUUUAAUUAAUUUUAAUUCACAUAAUUUUUAUAUAAAAUAUAUUUGGAAAUUUA
Messenger RNA from Macrobrachium nipponense, 1587 nucleotides. It is a transcript of the gene Orc6, whose product is annotated as origin recognition complex subunit 6-like. Gene Ontology annotation, biological process: DNA replication; DNA replication initiation. NCBI's taxonomy places the organism in Eukaryota, Metazoa, Arthropoda, Malacostraca, Decapoda, Palaemonidae. Gene Ontology annotation, cellular component: nuclear origin of replication recognition complex. Gene Ontology annotation, molecular function: DNA binding. The record is from RefSeq and is a predicted model, not a curated record. The transcript has 7 exons. The coding region runs from base 175 to 927 and encodes 250 amino acids.